Procambarus clarkii (red swamp crayfish) is the source of this 2455-nucleotide messenger RNA. RefSeq names its product F-box/LRR-repeat protein 18. Gene Ontology annotation, biological process: SCF-dependent proteasomal ubiquitin-dependent protein catabolic process. The record is from RefSeq and is a predicted model, not a curated record. Gene Ontology annotation, cellular component: SCF ubiquitin ligase complex. NCBI's taxonomy places the organism in Eukaryota, Metazoa, Arthropoda, Malacostraca, Decapoda, Cambaridae. Gene Ontology annotation, molecular function: protein binding.
AUAUUAUACAUGACUUGUGAAUGGCGGCAUGUCAACAAAGUGGCUAUGGAGGCCAACAUUGACCAGCUCCCUGACGAGAUCCUGCUGAGAAUCCUGCGUCACCUCUCCUGCCGGGACCUGCUGGUGGUGUCCUGCGUCAGCAACCGGUUCAGCAGUCUAGUUAGUGACCGAGACGUGGUUAGGUAUUUAGAUUUGAGAAAAGUCUAUAAUUGCACAACUGAGGACUUCAAGACCUUCUUUCUCCCUCGUACAAGAUGUCGGAAUGUCCAGCAAAUCAAUUUAGACCACGUAUACUGGAUCAAAUUACCCAGCUUUGUGGUGAAGCUGAAAAAUGUAGAAUCACUGCAUAUGGCAGGAACACCUUUGACAUUUUUACAACUCAAGUGGAUUCUCAUAGCUUGCACAAAGCUUCAAGAUCUGUCCAUAAGUUGGCCAGAUGACAUGGAAACCGACAAUGCAAAGCAGUGGGUUGGUGGAUUUGCCGAGGUGAAAAAUGUUCUUAGUGAACUGCAAACUUUACAAAUACUGAUAUAUUCUAACCCCAUGCCACUACUGGAGCUUCUUAUCCACUGCACAGGACUUCGGAAACUGGUUAUCACGAACCACCACGCACGCAAGGUUUUCAGCGCUCCCCGGAGCUUUUCUGGUAAAGAAUACACGUUGAACUUUCCCCACCUGCAAGAGCUCAUCAUUGACCAUCUGGAUGGUAGCUUUCCUCUCUAUCUCAUGGUGGGGCUUCUCCGCAAAAUAUCCGAAGGCUGCCAGAGCUCCGCUGAAUGGGGAACAUACUGGACCAACACUCCAGUAUAUGUAAAUUUUGAGCCUCUUGGUGAUGAAAUUGCUGUAAUAAAAAAAUGUUCAAGGGCAUUCCUCGCACUGACUCCACUCAUGUGGGACAUGUUGCGUGAGGCUGGACCCCUUUAUCACUUGGAAGAACUUUUGGUGAAGGGCCAGGCUCCUCGAUGUACUAACCUCACUUCCAUCAUCCGCUCCUGUCCCAAUCUCAAGAGCAUGAAUGUCAUGUAUGGUCUCAAUAUUACAUUGGAUAUGAAGAAAGUUUGUGAAAUGCUACCAAAGCUGGAGAGACUGAGCAUAUGUUGCCAUCCCGAGCAAGGACCCCCGAAGAUUGUCGACGGCAUCGCAACACUUCGUCAUUUAACUCACCUCACAGUACCUGUCUGUGCACUUAUAGAAACUCGGCAUCAGCAGACUUGCAUCACCCAACCAGAUAACUUAGUCAGUAUUGGAUUUAAAAGAAAGAGAGUUGGGGUUCCCAGUACAAGCAAUUUGUCGGAAAUUGAAAUUGCAGCCUUUAAUUUAGUGUUUGAAAACUGUCCAAUGAUGAAAAUGCUUGAAAUUGGAUUUAAUACAAGUGCCUCAUGCAGCCCAGCUAAAAUUCAUUGGGAAUGUUUGGAAAACAUAAAGAAGCUGAAAAGGCUUACACAUCUUACACUUGAUGGGAUCCCUAUAACUAAUGGAAGAUUUUUUAUUGAGAUAGCUCAAGGAUGCACCAAGUUAGAAUUUCUUCGUUUGAAACAUUUGGGACCUUCGGGAAAAUGUUGCUAUAUGACUUCCAUAACACAGGCCCUUCGUACAUGCAGAAAUCUUGUUCAUCUCAGAAUUGAGCAAAACUACCUAGCUCCUGGGACAGCAAUAUUUAAGUCCCUGGAAGAGUGUGAGAAGCUGGAGAGGUUGUUUAUUCAUUCCGAGAGAGAUGCACAUGCCCUUGACAUUGCUGCUAUAGAGAGCUGCAUUGAGAAGAGGACAAGUUUAGUGUUUGUCUUCAUAGUUGGCAGCCACACACCCAAGGACAGGUGUGCCAAGCUCACCAGAAAGUACAAAAAUUUAUUGCGGCCAGCUCUUGUUGUGCGCCUUCGGAGUGCUCUGUGGGAUGUGUUUGAUGAUAAGAACACAGAAACCCGCACAACACCUGCAUGCCACUAUAAUGAAAUGAUUACUUUUAGAAGUUGGACUUUUGAUGCAUUCACUUAAUGACAUUGCUGCGUAUAAUUUACAUGUAUGUGUACAAAUUAUUUGUAUUAGCUGUACUGUAUUGUCCUUAAUUUUGGGGUAUAAUUAUAUAAUUGUUGAAUUACACAAACAAUUCUUUUGUCAAAGUUACAAAGUAAAUUGUUGUUUAUAUUUUGUUAAUAAACUUUUGUUAUAAAAUGUUAUAUUAUUUAGAGGGCUUUAGAUAAUAGAGAGCUAUUAAAUUACUGAAUGUAGUUUUUUGUUUAUAACAAAUAAAUUAUUUAUUAAAUGAUUUAUGGUAAUUAGUGUUUCUAUUUUAAUGUUUUAAUGUGUGUUGAGAAUGCUACUGAUGAUAAUGUCAGCAUGAUGCUGUAGAGAUGACUGUUUAAUGCAACCUAUCUUCAUUACUAAUUUUAAUAUAGUAUUAUCCUUAUAAAUUUUUAUACAUGAGUGUGUACAAAAAUAAAACUUUCAUUCUGUUACU